AUGGUAUCGCAUUACGAAUAUGUCGCACCAAUUUUUAAAAAUGAACGUACAACGUUCGAGCGAAUCGAAAAAUUCAUCUCGAACGAUUAUUUCGCGGAUUGCAAUUUGCGCGGUCGCUUAUAUCGUUUCCCUCGGGCAGUUUCGAUUAAGCACUACUCAUCCGAGGAAGUAUCGACUAUCUCGUUCAAUGAUGCCGUUCAGUUUUUAAGUUCCAAAGGAAAGCAAGUGGAUAUCGGAUUUUCAUUCGGUCCAACAUGGACGAUUCAUUGGUUCGAAGUAAUUUGCGAAGUACCAAGGGAAUGGGAAAGCGAAAAUUUGGUUCUUCAGUUCGAUGCGGGUUGUGAAGCUUUGGUUUGGGACUCGAAUGGAAAAGUAAUUCAAGGUUGUUCUCCCGAUUUUGGCCGUAUCGAUAUUGCGAUUCCAUCUGGGCAGUUGACUCAUAAAUUUUAUAUCGAAGCAUCUGCGAAUGAACGAAAUGGUGAUGGUGAUGGUGGUGCUAUUAGACCUGCAAAAUUGAAUAAAUUUUUUGAGCUUAAAAAAGCGUGUAUUUGUAUAUUUCGUCCCGAUAUUUAUGAUCUCUUAAUAAAUUUUGAAAUUUUGCUGGAAAUGGCUGAACACCUACCGAAAGAUGGUUUAAGACGCUAUGAAGCUUUAUACACAGCUAAUGAUAUGAUUAAUCAAUUGGUUUUAUUUGAUUUCUCAUCAGAUAUAAUUCAAAAAUGCCAUGAAAAAGCGAUGAAGUUUUUCGCACAACCAAAUGCACCAAGUCAAAUCACUUUAUAUGCAAUCGGCAAUUGUCACAUUGAUACGGCAUGGCUUUGGAGUUUUGAUGAAACGAAACGAAAAUGUGCAAGAAGCUGGAGCAGUGUUCUAUCGUUGAUGAAAAAGUAUCCCGAGAUGAAUUUUGCUGUUUCGCAAGCUCAGCAGUUAUUAUGGUUGUCUGAAGAGUAUCCUUCGAUUUACGAAGAUAUAAAAGACCUUUCUUUGGAUGGACAAUUUAUUCCAGUUGGUGGUAGUUGGGUUGAAAUGGAUGCAAAUAUACCAAAUGGUGAAAGUUUAUUGAGGCAAAUUAUAUAUGGACAAAAAGAAUUUCGGAAAAUUUUCAAAAGUUUAUCGAACAUAUUCUGGUUGCCAGAUACCUUUGGAUUUUGUGCACAACUUCCACAAAUCAUAAAACAUUGUGGUAUGUCUUAUUUUGUUACUCAGAAAAUGAGCUGGUCAUUGGUUAAUAAAUUCCCGCAUAAUUCCUUUCGAUGGAUUGGUAUUGAUGGAAGUGAAGUGUUGGCUCAUUUUCCUCCUCAUCACUACGUUGCAAAGAUUACGGCCAAGGAAUGUUUGGAAUCAGCAAGAAAUUUUUUGGACAAGGGUAGAUCGAAAAUUGCAAUGAUGCUAUAUGGUCAUGGUGAUGGUGGUGGUGGACCAGAUGAAUAUAUGCUUAAACGAGCAGAACGUCUUGUUGAUUGUGAUGGUAUUCCUAAAAUUUUAAAUGGUACACCAAAUGAUUUCUUUCAUGAGCUCGAAAAAGAUUUGCCCAAUCUUUGUACGUGGAAAGGCGAACUUUAUUUAGAACUGCAUAAUGCAACUUAUACCACACAUUCAAUUUUGAAAAAAAUGAAUAGAAAACUCGAAAGUUUAUUAAGAGAUCACGAAUUUCUGCAGACUUUACUGUUAGUGGAAGAAGGACGAUUUACUUCUCUUGAAAAUGCGUGGAAAAAUGUUUUGUUGAAUCAGUUUCAUGAUAUUUUACCUGGAACUUGUAUUAAAGAAGUUGUAGCUGAUGCAGUGCGAAUUUAUAAUUGUUGCUUUGAUAGAUUAGCGGUACAUGACGGUUCGGUAUUAAAAAUGAUAGACACCGUCAAACAAGAAUCAUCUGAUAAUUGGUUUUUAAAUAGUUGUACUUGGACGAGAACAUUUUGUCACGACGGACAAUUGUAUAAUAUAUCUCCCUUAUCAGUUUUUCAUCUUAAUUCACUACAUUCGGUACCUUUUAACUAUAAUAAACGAUUAGCUACUGUGGACGAAAAUAAUUUCAAACUUAAUAACGCCUUUUUAUCUGCAACUUUUGAUAAGCUUGGCCGAAUUAUGAAUUUGGUUAUUUAUUCAAAUGAAAAUAGUGUCAACAAAACAUUUAAUGUGAUAAAUCCUGGUGAAUUGGCUAAUCAAUUCUUGGUUUACGAUGAUGUUCCACUUUUUUGGGAUGCAUGGGACGUAAUGGAUUACCACCUUGAAACUAAAAAAGAAAUUGCGGAGGGAGUAUCAGCGGCCAUUGUUGAAAAUAGUGAUUUUUAUGCAGUUAUUCAUUUUGAAUUAAAAAUUAGCCCGAAAAGUUAUAUUAUACAAAAAGUUUCAUUACGAGCUGAUCUUCCUUAUAUUGUUUUUGAUACUACAGUAGAAUUUCCUGUGAACAUAAAUAAUUCAGAAGCAUUGUAUGAAAUUCCAUUUGGGUUUAUUGGAAGAACUACAACAAAAAACACAACAUGGGAUUCAGGCAAGUAUGAAGUUUGCGCACAUAAAUGGAUGGUACUUUCUGAAUAUAAUCGGGGUGUUGCAAUUCUGAAUGAUUGUAAAUAUGGUCACUCGUGUGAAGGAAAUGUUAUGCGUUUAUCUUUACUCCGAUCAAGUAAAUCUCCAGAUGAUGAAGCAGAUAUGGGCGAUCAUAAAUUUUCAUACGCUUUAUAUCCAUUCAUUGGACAGCUACAACAGCCCUAUAAUAAUACGAAAUUGAAUAUUGUACGUGCAGCAUUUGAAUUUAAUAAUCCUAUUCGCCGCAUUCAAAACUGGACAGUUGGGCGUGAUGUAACAAAUGUUUUAAGUGUAGAGGGUGACGAAGGAAUAUUUUUGUCGUCAAUAAAACCAGCGGAAAUUGAGCCAAAUGCAUUUAUAAUUCGUUUAUUUGAAUCGUUUGGUGGUGCCGCGUCGAUAAAGUUAUUUGUAAAGCAUGCUCGAAUUGUUUCGGUUGAUUUAUGUGAUGCAUUAGAACAGUCAAUUUCAAAUAUACCUAUUGAAAUGGAACUACAUGAAGAAUCCCAUUCCAGUGAAUAUAUUUCGUUAGAAUUUCGAGCAUUUGAAAUUAAAACGUUAUUAGUUCGUUUAUAUGCUGUAUAG
Molecule: messenger RNA, 3105 nt
Organism: Dracunculus medinensis (Guinea worm)
Lineage: Eukaryota; Metazoa; Nematoda; Chromadorea; Rhabditida; Dracunculidae
Source: the annotation of a GenBank genome assembly